Candoia aspera is the source of this 5402-nucleotide messenger RNA. RefSeq names its product neurofascin (gene NFASC). The coding region runs from base 505 to 4479 and encodes 1324 amino acids. Gene Ontology annotation, biological process: cell-cell adhesion; brain development; axon guidance. Lineage: Eukaryota; Metazoa; Chordata; Lepidosauria; Squamata; Candoiidae. Gene Ontology annotation, cellular component: plasma membrane; axon. Gene Ontology annotation, molecular function: cell-cell adhesion mediator activity. The transcript has 32 exons. The record is from RefSeq and is a predicted model, not a curated record.
AAUGAGCCUCUGUGUAAGCCACAGAGGAGGAGGGCUGGCCCGCGAAGGGUAAUUUUUCUGCAGCGGUGAGAUGACAUCUAUCUUUUGACCCUGGAAAAAGGUCUGCUCACUAUUCUCAGCUGUAGAAGGCCAGAGGUCUGCUCCCUUGGAAACAGUUUUUUGCACCCAGCUGAGAAACUUGGAUGUUUCCUGGAUCUUUGCAGCUAUGACUGAAAAAUUCCUGGCCUUGCAUGGAGGACUUUCUCAUUUGAGAUAGAGGUGACUGAAAGACGAUUGAACACCAGCCCUGGAGGGGGAGGGAGAGAGAAGGGAAAAUUGCUUAAGUGUGAAGGGUGACAAAGGCUGUUCAGUAUUAAAUCAGGACUAAGACAGAAGCAUUUAAAUCAAUAUCUGGAACCAUAGUAUUCAGUAAUUCAAAACAUCCUGCUAUACUUCGGCAGUAAAGACACCGUUUUGCCUUGUUGGAGGAAAUUGAGCACAUAGAAUCUUAGCCAAAUAUUCAAAAUGGUAAUUCAGAGGUUUCUCCUAACCUAUAUGGGCGUGGCACUUGCUUCAUAUCUUCAUCACCUCAUCAGAGCCAUUGAAGUCCCACGGGAUCCAAGUAUUCAAGAUACAUUGCCUCAGCCUCCCACUAUUACAAAGCAGUCUGCAAAGGAUUAUAUUGUAGAUCCAAGAGAUAAUAUAUUCAUUGAAUGUGAAGCAAAAGGCAACCCCAUGCCCACGUUUUCAUGGACACGAAAUGGGAAGUUUUUCAAUGUUGCAAAGGACCCUCGAGUAAUCAUGAGACAUUGGUCAGGUACACUGGUAGUUGACUUCCGCAGUGGUGGGAGGCCAGAGGAUUAUGAGGGAGAAUAUCAGUGUUUUGCUCGGAAUGACUAUGGAACAGCUAUCUCCAACAAAAUAUUCCUGCAUGUUUCAAAAUCUCCUUUGUGGCCGAAGGAAAAUUUGGACAUUCAAGAGGUUCAUGAAGGUGCUUCACUUAUCUUGGCAUGCAAUCCCCCACCUGGACUACCACCUCCUGCUAUUUUUUGGAUGAGUAGCUCCAUGGAGCCAAUCCAUCAAGACAAGCGUGUCUCCCAAGGGCAGAAUGGUGACUUGUAUUUCUCCAAUGUCAUGCAGCAGGAUGCCCUCACUGACUAUAGCUGCAAUGCUCGCUUUGCUUUCACACAUACCAUCCAGCAGAAAAAUCCUUACACCCUCAAGGUCCUGACCACCCGAGGUGUUGCAGAAAGGCAGCCCAGCUUCAUGUACCCUGUUGGGACCUCAAGCAGUCAGAUGGUGCUAAGAGGGGAUGAUCUCCUACUGGAAUGCAUUGCCUCAGGAGUUCCAACACCAGAUAUCAUGUGGCACAAAAAAGGUGGUGAUCUCCCAUCUGGCAGGAUCAAGUUGGAAAACUUUAACAAGGCUCUUCAUAUUGCAAAUGUUUCUGAGGAAGAUUCUGGGGAAUAUUUCUGCUUAGCUUCCAACAAAGUGGGCAUUAGCCGCCAUAGUAUCUUGGUGAAAGUGAAGGCUUCCCCGUAUUGGUUGGAUGAACCAGAGAACCUUAUUUUGGCUCCUGGUGAAGAUGGAAGACUGGUUUGCCGUGCCAAUGGUAACCCCAAACCUUCAAUCCAGUGGCUGGUGAAUGGAGAACUUCUAGAAAGUUCUGCUCCCAACCCCAGUCGUGAAGUUACUGGAGACACCAUUAUGUUUCGGGAUAUCCAGAGUGGCAGCAGUGGUGUAUAUCAAUGCAAUGCUUCGAAUGAACAUGGGUACCUGUUAGCCAAUGCAUUUGUUAGUGUGUUGGAUGUUGUUCCUCGGAUUCUUGCCCCUCGUAACCAGCUGAUCAAAGUGAUUCAGAACAACCGGACUCUUCUUGACUGCCCAUUCUUUGGAUCCCCAAUUCCCACAUUGCGAUGGUUUAAGAAUGGCCAGGGAAGCACACUGCAUGGUGGCAACUAUAAAGCACAUGAAAAUGGAACUUUGGAAAUCAUCAGGGCUCGAAAAGAAGACCAGGGAACUUACACCUGUGUGGCAACCAAUCUUCUGGGCAAAGCACAGAACCAGGUUCGUUUGGAAAUAAAAGAUCCCACUAGGAUCAUAGAUGGACCCAAAGAUGCUAUACCAAAGAAAGGUUCCACAGUUCACUUAGUGUGCCAGACAAGACAUGACCCCACAUUAAGGCUUACAGUAACCUGGCUUAAAGAUGAUAUUCCCCUCUACUUUGGAAACAGGAUGAAGAAAGAAGAAGAUGGUUUGACGAUACAUGGAGUAUCAGAAAAAGAUCAAGGAUAUUAUACCUGUGUGGCUAGCACUGAACUAGACAAGGAUACUGCCAGAGCCCAUCUCACUGUACUUGCUCCUUCUUCUGUUAACCGUAUGACCCUACCCACAGCACGUCCUGAACGUCCCCGUGACCUUGAACUAACAGACCUUGCUGAAAGGAGUGUGCGGUUAACUUGGAUUCCUGGUGAUGACAACAACAGCCCAAUCACAGAUUAUAUUGUGGAAUUUGAGGAGGAUAAAUUCCAACCUGGAACUUGGCACAACCACUCCCGUUACCCAGGAAAUGUGAACUCUGCCGUCUUGCGCCUUGCACCAUAUGUCAACUACCAAUUCCGAGUAAUAGCUGUGAAUGACGUAGGAAGCAGUUAUCCCAGUCUGCCUUCUGAACGAUAUCAUACGAAUGGGGCACGCCCAGAAAUUAACCCUUCAGGAGUCAAAGGAGCAGGAACAGCAAAAAAUAAUAUGGUUAUAUCAUGGACGCUGCUAAAUGCAACUCAAGUGUACGGUCCCAAUCUUAGAUACAUUGUGAAAUGGAGAAGAAGGGACACACGGGAGAGUUGGAACAACCGAACUGUAAAGGGUGAUGUCAGUCAGUUUACUGUCGCACCAACCCCCAUCUAUACACCAUAUGAGAUCAAAGUACAAGCUGUAAAUGAUUAUGGGCUUGCCACGGAGCCAGACGUCGUAAUUGGCUACUCAGGGGAAGAUUAUCCUAAGGCCGCCCCUACUGAUAUUAGGCUCAAAGUUGUAAACAGUACAGCAAUCAGCCUUCAAUGGAGUAGAGUGUACCCAGAAACCAUCCAGGGACAGCUCAAGGAAUAUAGAGCUUAUUACUGGAGAGAAAGUAGUUUGCUGAAGAAUCUAUGGGUCUCUAAGAAAAAGCAAUCUAUGAGUUUUAUUGGAGACCGGACACGGGGCAUAGUGUCCCGGCUGUUUCCUUACAGCAGCUACAAAUUGGAGAUGGUUGUAGUCAACGGGAGAGGAGAUGGGCCUCGGAGUGAAAUUCUGGAGUUCACAACACCUGAAGGAGUACCCAGUGCCCCAAGGUAUUUCCGAAUUCGUCAACCAAACUUGGAAACCAUUACCUUGGAAUGGGAACAUCCUGAACAUCCCAAUGGCAUUCUUAUUGGAUACACUCUUAGAUACCAAGCCUUUAACGGAUCCAAAACUGGCAGAACACUGGUAGAGGUCUUCUCUCCUAAUCAGACAAAGUUUUUACUCCAGAGGACGGACCCUAUCUCACGCUACAGGUUCAAUCUUCGUGGCAGGACACAGAUUGGAGAAGGUGAGCCUGCCACAGGGGAGUCUCCAAUUCCAUUGAAGGAAGUUCUUCCAACCUCAGUUUUAAUCUCUCCAACCAUCCACCAAACUACAGCUGCUCCAACUGUGGCCGCCACCACCAUUUCAGAAACUACUUUCCCAACCACCAUCACGGAAGCUGCAACCACCACCACCACGGAAGCUGCAACCACUACAGAGCCAACAAUCAUCACCACACUUGUUGCUAGUACAAUAGCUGGUGUUGGAAAGCCGCAGUCCAUCUGGAAUGUAAAAAUUUCAUCUAACAAUAACUGGGCAAACAUCACCUGGAACCACACAUUUGAUGCUGACACUGAAUUUGUGGUUGAGUAUAGCAACAGUAACAAAACAGUGAAAUCUUCCCCUGCUAAAGGUUUUCUGGAGCUGAGUGAUCUGAUUCCUGGUGAGAAGUAUGUAGUGCGGGUUUUUCUCAAAAGCAAUGAGUCUGUCUUCUCAAGUGAAACCUUUCAUACAAGUCCAGCCUAUACUAAGAAUCAAGGGGACAUUGCAACUCAGGGCUGGUUUAUUGGACUGAUGUGUGCCAUCGCUCUCCUGGUCCUGAUUUUGCUGAUAGUUUGCUUUAUUAAGAGAAGCAGAGGAGGGAAAUAUCCAGUGCGGGCAAAUAAAGAUGUGCCCCUGGAUCCUGAUGACCAGAAGGUAGAUAAUGGAUCAUUUGAUUACAGUGAUGAAGACAACAAGCCACUUCAGGGCAGUCAGACCUCCUUAGAUGGCACAAUAAAGCAACAAGAAAGUGAUGACAGCUUGGUGGACUAUGGUGAAGGAGGUGAAGGGCAGUUCAAUGAAGAUGGCUCCUUUAUUGGCCAGUACACAGUUAAGAAGGACAAAGAGGAGACAGAAGGCAACGAGAGCUCAGAAGCCACAUCACCAGUAAAUGCUAUCUAUUCCCUGGCAUAACACUAUAUUGAAACAGCAGCAGCUAAUAAAGAAAUAAGUUGGUGUGAGUCAGCAGAGUCACCAUCAACAACAGAAAGCAACCAGGGUAGGACAACAAAGGCCAAACACACAAACCCAACCAGUGCCAUCAUCUCUUUAGCAAACAGCAUAGAUGCACUGACUGCUGAAGUGAUCAUACUGCAGCUGAAAUCUGAGCUAACCCACCAGAGGCCAGCUGAAGAGCAGAAAGCAGAGAUUCUGUGCCCCAGGCUUCAGAACUUGGACUGAAAUAAACAUCCCUCUAUACCCCCUUUGUCUGAUUUGUGAGAUAAUGCAAUUUCUUUCAUUAAUAAUGUAUGCAGCUGACUCGGGGAGGGGAUCCUUUGUAAGGAUUUGAUGUUGUCCUCAGAAAAAGAAAUGUCUGAACAUGGGGGAAAACUGGAGUAGGGAGUGGUGAUAAAGCUGAGCACAUAAUGGCACACCCCUUGCUAAAAACAGCAUGAAAGCCACUUUGCAGAAUCAGUUAUUGAUUUAAAUGAACUGUUUUAUAAACAGGAACUUUUCUGAACAUUUAUUUCUAUUGGAGAUCAUUGUAGACAGGCCCUAGCCUAUGCUUCUCACUAAGCAAGGUAUAUGCUGCUCCUUCCUAUGAGAUGAAAUGGUUCUAUAUUAGGCUUCAGUGUGGAAGCUAGAAAAUGGGGAAGGCAGGGUUGUUGCAUUGACUGAAGAUCUCACUUUUAGCCCUGUACUUCAAUUUCCGCAUCCCAUAGAAAUGACAAUGUGAAGUUUUGCUCUACCCAUGCUAUCAAAGAGUUUAAUGGAAAAGUUUUAUCUCUGCCAAAAAAGCAAGAAUAGGAAAAAAGAAUUGGAUUGCUGUUUUUCAGUGGAUAAUUAUUGGAGGAAAUUUGUUGUUAAUUCUUAUUAAAAGCAGCCUUUCCUCACAA